Molecule: messenger RNA, 1753 nt
Organism: Ixodes scapularis (black-legged tick)
Lineage: Eukaryota; Metazoa; Arthropoda; Arachnida; Ixodida; Ixodidae
Product: cingulin
Exons: 18
Coding region: 134-1738 (534 amino acids)
Source: RefSeq, a predicted model, not a curated record
GUUCCGUUGCUCCGCAACCCGCAUCUUGUUGCUCCUGUGGCUCUCGGUUUGACGACUUUCACAGCCUGCCGUGUCCUCGUUUAUUUCCGCAAAACCAGACCGGUUACAAGAUGCUACUACACUGUUCCCGUGAAUGUAUCUUACUACUUCACGUCAUGUUUCCCUGGCUCGAACUAACGUAAAGUCCCAGGACUUCAAAAGCACCGUGGUGGAGUUUCUGUUGACCGUGCGUGCUGAACGUUCCUCAUUUCGUCUGAUUAGUUCAGCAGGCUUCAAGAUGAGCACUGCCGAAGAUGAUUUGAGCAACUCGACUUUGCGCGAGCAACGGCUUGCGGCACAUUCGGCCGAGGACAACAUCGUUUCCAAAGUCAACGAGCUUUCGACCGCGCUACUGGACACUAGCUUCAAUAUCCACAGCUUGAACAGCAAGAUUCAAGCAUACCACCACGAACAAAACGCUGCCGUUGAAAUGUUGAAAGAAAACUUGGACGUCUGUCUGAAGCACAUCACCACCGGAAAAUCUCAAGCGGCAUCCGUCGAGUUCUCCAAUCCUCACGAGUCCCCUACGAAUCCCUGGCGGAUGGUGCGGGACAAAGAGACGUCGAUCAUAGAGCUCGAGACCAAGAACCAGCACCUCAAAGCCAAGCUCGAUGUGGUCCAACAGAGGCUGAAAGAGAAGAGCGACGAGUUGUCUGAGAGGCUGGCAGAAUGCGCUAAGCGCCUUGCGGAACGUGAAAGGGAUGCGACGGAGUAUGAAGCAAAGUUGCACGUCGCCGAGAAGAAGUUGAUGGAGCAGCAGCGUCUGGCGCUGCGAGCCUCCUCUCAACUUCGUGACGUCGAAGAGGAUUGUGAGAAGCAGACGACCAGGGCCCGGAGCGAGCUGGAGCGGCUGGAGCAGACCCUCCUCUCGGAGCGGAGCCGCAACAACUCGAGUCAGCAGGCCCUUCAGGCUGAGUUGAAGCAGCUGCACUUGGAAUCAAGCUCCUGGCAGGAGCGCUACGUGAGAGAAAAACAAAAGGCGUCCCAACUCUCCGAGGAGCUGGUUCAGCUCAAGACGGAGCUGCAAAGGUAUCGCAACCUUGACAUUCAGGAUGUGGAUGGUGGCAGCAGCUUGUCAACAAAGAAUGCAUUAAAGGAAUCUGAGCGGCGUCUAGCACAAGUUAAGUACAAGUACGACUGCCUUCGAAAGGAGAUGGCCGAGUUGAAAACGCGGUCACAGGCAGAAAUACCUCAAGAUCUUUCCAGAACAGCUCAGUCUGAGGACUACGAAAGACUAAAGCUCGAGAAGAGAGACAUUGAAGAGGUCUGUCUCAGCUUUGACCGCAAAUUCCAAAAACAGGCUCAACUCCUGAAAAGAAUGGAGCAGAGGCUGGAAGAAUCUCAGGCUAAAAUCGUAGAGUUGACUCAAGCCAAGUCUGAAAAACAAAAGUCCUACCAAGACUUUGUGAAGUACGUCUCGGAUCGAGUGGACCUGUUGGUUGGACUGCUUUCCAUGCGAUCGUCCGAUACCUUCCAAGCACUGUUUGCGACGGAGCUCGUCGAAAGGCGGCCAGUGAGCUUUCAAGUUGCCGAAGUGAAGAGCAAGUUCCACUGGAUGACGCAAGAGGUCCGUUCCCUCUGUCUAGGCGAUUUAGAGACGAGGGCUCGCAGCUCGGAAAGCUCAUUGGCAUCAGUAAUCGACCGCGGUUUUCACCAGACACGAGCAGGAACCAGCAACAGGCAGUCCGCCAAGUUUUAGGCAAACAUCCCCGAU